CUCCUGCGAUUUGAUGCUCAAGCAGCGCGUGCCUCUACUUGUCUGCUGCUUACUUUUAUUGUCUCAGUGUCGAAAUCGCGGAACCGCGGCACUCAUUUAGGAUGACGGUCGACAGGUCUGGGGGCUAUAUGCUCUGAGGUAGAGCUCACUGGGGUUGCUGUCGCUUGGCCGAGGUACACGUUCAACGAGCCCGGGACUUCCCUGUUCUAUGCUGCUAGGCCGGGAGAGGGUGCUGGGCUUGGACCCUGGUACGGAUACGAUGUCUUUGUGUCGAGGAGCACUUAUUGUGCGUCUGCUAUUGUUCUCUGCCUCACGCUCGGAUGUGGCUACGACCACGGCUAUGGUCCUCGGGAGGCCCAUAAAGCUUCCAAAGCGGCUGUCCGUCCUCUCUUCAUCUUUGACUCUGCACACGACCUCUUGACGAGCUAUGAACCGACAUCAGCCUCCUCCAUCUUCCGACCAGUACUGGGAUCGCAACCCGCGUCCCCGCGCUCCUUUAGCAAUCACUGUGCCCC
Messenger RNA from Trametes versicolor FP-101664 SS1, 515 nucleotides. RefSeq lists its product as uncharacterized. The record is from RefSeq and is a predicted model, not a curated record. The transcript has a single exon. NCBI's taxonomy places the organism in Eukaryota, Fungi, Basidiomycota, Agaricomycetes, Polyporales, Polyporaceae. The coding region runs from base 260 to 421 and encodes 53 amino acids.